Ictalurus punctatus (channel catfish) is the source of this 454-nucleotide messenger RNA. It is a transcript of the gene rpl30, whose product is annotated as ribosomal protein L30. NCBI's taxonomy places the organism in Eukaryota, Metazoa, Chordata, Actinopteri, Siluriformes, Ictaluridae. The transcript is spliced from 5 exons. Gene Ontology annotation, cellular component: cytosolic large ribosomal subunit. Gene Ontology annotation, molecular function: structural constituent of ribosome; RNA binding. The coding region runs from base 51 to 401 and encodes 116 amino acids. The record is from RefSeq and is a predicted model, not a curated record.
GGCCAUCUUGGAGUUAACCAGGCAGUCGACCGGAACGGACUGGAGUUAAAAUGGUGGCCGCAAAGAAAACGAAAAAGUCCUUGGAGUCCAUCAACUCCAGACUGCAGCUGGUGAUGAAGAGUGGUAAAUAUGUCCUGGGAUACAAACAGUCACAGAAGAUGAUUCGCCAGGGCAAAGCCAAGCUGGUCAUCCUGGCCAACAACUGCCCUGCUCUGAGGAAAUCAGAAAUCGAGUACUACGCCAUGUUGGCCAAGACUGGUGUCCACCACUACAGUGGAAACAACAUUGAGCUUGGCACAGCCUGUGGUAAAUACUACAGGGUGUGCACACUGGCCAUCAUUGACCCUGGUGAUUCAGACAUCAUCAGAAGCAUGCCAGACCAACAGCAGGGCGAGAAGUAGAGCCAUGUUUCUUGAAAGUUGUUAUAAAUAAAAUAUGGUUAAAAUGUUCAUAA